Molecule: messenger RNA, 1637 nt
Organism: Saccostrea echinata
Lineage: Eukaryota; Metazoa; Mollusca; Bivalvia; Ostreida; Ostreidae
Exons: 1
Coding region: 143-1585 (480 amino acids)
Source: RefSeq, a predicted model, not a curated record
AAAACGUUACCACGUGUUUUUUAUUCACCACCAACAGCAAAUCUCUUUUGUGAGGGAUACGGUUAAACGACUGGAAGAUAUUUAUAAUUAUACAUGUUGCUACGAAGAUAGAGACUCGGUUCCUGGGAUACCCAAAGCUGAGAUGCUGAUUACAUUUAUCAAACAGUCCAUGAAGGUAGUCAUUGUAUUAAGUGAAGCUUUUGUUGGGGAUUGUCGAUGUAUUUACAAGUUAGAUCAAGCAAUGGACGAAUUCCUAGAUCAAAAGUCGGAAAAUCCAGUCCCAUUUCUUGUGCCUAUAACAGUUGAUAACUGUGUUAUACCGCGGUCACUUCGUGUCAUAUCUGUAUGCGAUUUGAAUAAGUCUAAUUGGUGGGACUGCUUCAUUAAAUCUUUACAAGACGACGAUUUACGUGUAGAAUAUAACGCAAAAAGUAGCGAUGGUGAACUUGAAAGUGCAGCAGUAGUAUUGAAAGAAAAAUUAAAUAUUGCUUCUGCGAAGGAAAUGGAGACGUUCUUAUCAAAGCCGAUUGCCUUUGAACUCUCUCACUUUUUAUCACAACACUCAAAGUUAUCGCUCUUUAUUUCAGGAAUGAAAACUUGUGGCAUUGAGUUUAAUGGCAAAUGCCUCACCAUUCGACUUGGAAUUUUUAAGGAGUUUUGGAAUCGAAAUUACCACCUCUCUAACUGUGUCAAGGAACAUUUGCCUCUGUUGCAAAAACAAAUUAACAGAGUAAGGCUGAUAUUUAAAUACAGGACAGAUAUGAUUGAUAGACAAGACUUCCAAAGUAUGAAAGAUUUCAAUCAACUUAUGCAAGCUAUUCUUAAAACACCGCCAAGUAAUUCAACAUGGGGAAUAAUGUGGAACAUGGACGGUGUCGCUUACGAUCGGAGUCUUAGAGAUGUUUGUAGAAGCCUAAUCCAUGAUGCUGUGACGGAAAAAGAAGUACUGCACAUAUCUCAUCCUGAGUUUGCUCUCUAUGAAAGUCGUCUUGAAACAUUAUCAGGAUGGUCGGAAUCGAGGCGUCCCUCAAAAGAAGCCAUUGCUCGUGCUGGAUACUACCGCGAAAAUGCCGUUGUUUUUAGAUGUUUUUAUUGUAAUGGUGUUAGCUGGGAUUUUAAACCAGACGAAGAUCCAUGUGCAAGACAUGCCAAAUGGCUUUUUAAUUGUCCUUAUAUUAAAGAAUUGAAAGGAUUAAAAUUUGUGAAUGAAUGUCGUUUUCAGAAUAGAAAGUUUUCAAUUUAUAAUUCUGCGUUCAAAGAACUUGCAGACAGGCUUAAAACAUAUGAAAGGUGGCCAAUGGUAAGUUUUCCCAAACCAUUUGAUUUGGCAGAUGCCGGAUUCUAUUUUACUGGUACUGAAGACAAAGUAGUUUGCUACAUGUGUGGAUACGGACUUCGAAACUGGACGUUAUCAGAUAACCCUUACGAACGACAUGCAAAAUGUUCACCGGCUUGUGAAUUUAUUAUUCAGAAGAAGGGAAAAUCCUACAUCCAGUGGAUUCAACGUCAGAGAGACGAGAAACAUAGGAACGAAGAAUGUUCUAUAACAUACAGUAUUCAGAUACGAGAACUGAACUCAACUUAAAAGAUUGUUUAGGACGUCAGCUUAUCGUGAAUGCUUGUUAUAAUUGAUACAU